Lithohypha guttulata is the source of this 1362-nucleotide messenger RNA. RefSeq lists its product as uncharacterized. Gene Ontology annotation, molecular function: polyubiquitin modification-dependent protein binding. Gene Ontology annotation, biological process: ubiquitin-dependent protein catabolic process. Bases 1 to 1362 code for a protein of 453 amino acids. The record is from RefSeq and is a predicted model, not a curated record. NCBI's taxonomy places the organism in Eukaryota, Fungi, Ascomycota, Eurotiomycetes, Chaetothyriales, Trichomeriaceae. The transcript has a single exon. Gene Ontology annotation, cellular component: cytosol.
AUGGCAGACAAUACGACGGCCGAAGAUACGGUGGUCACCUUCAACGUCAAGGCUUCGAGUGCACCUAAAGUCACAGUGUCUCUACCACUUACCACAACCGUAGCAGAUCUUAAGACCAAGCUGGCCGAACCUGAUAUGGCAAAUGUCCCAGCGUCGUCGCAAAGAUUGAUAUACAGUGGGAAAGUGUUGAAGGACCACGAAACGUUAGGUGCUCACAACGUGAAAGAAGGAAACACAAUGCAUCUGGUACGAAGCGCUGCCAGCAAUCAGAGACAGAACCCAGCGAGUCAAAGCACUCCGGCUGAUACCGGCUCGACCACGACCACUGCUCCUGCUGCCAAUGUACCUCAAAACUUUGCUGCUGGUACAGGAAACGAUCCUCUGGUUGGUCUGACCGGCGCUAGAUAUGCUGGCUUUGCUGGCCUACCUAGUUUACAAGAACUAGCGAACCCACCUUCCCCAGAAGAGAUGAUGCGACGUCUACAGGACCCGAACUUUGCACAGAUGAUGAACGAAGCUCUAUCCAACCCACAGAUGAUCGAUAUGAUGAUAAAUUCUAGUCCGCAGUUAAGAGCUAUGGGUCCUCAAGCAAGACAGUGGCUGCAAUCGGACUAUUUCAGAAGGAUGCUGACAAACCCCGAUACUAUGAGACAGAUGAUCGAGAUGCAGCGUAUGAUGGGUGGUUCUGGUGCAUUUGGUAUGGGCGGAGGUUCAGAAGCCUUCCCAAUGCCUGGCGCAACAAACACUACCGAGGGUCAAGAUCAAAACCAAACACAUAACCAAGGUCAAGGCCAAGGCCAAGGCCAACAGCAACAGAAUCCAUUUGCUGGUAUGCUCGGCGGAGGAAUGAACCCUUUCAUGUUUAUGCCUCCUCCUCCUCCUGCCGGCCAGGAUCGAUCCGCCGAUCCUUCGAACAACGCGGAUACACAAGCAUUUAACCCCUUUGCUGCACUUUUCAAUCCAGCUCCUGCUCAGACACAACCUGGGCAGCAACAGCCCGGUCAGACAGGAUCCGAUUCGAACAACUCUUCGCAGCAGCCCAACCCCUUCGCGGCUAAUCCUUUGAUGGCCGGUAUGAUGAACAACCCACAGAUGCAGCAAAUGAUGAACAAUCCCGAGAUGCUGCAGAACGCUAUGCAGAUGAUGUUAGGAGGCGGGGCAGGUGCAGGUGGUCUAGGAAAUUUCGGCAACUUUGGAGGGCCACCGGACAAUCGAGCCCCAGAAGAGCGGUAUGCAACCCAGUUAGGUCAACUGAACGAGAUGGGCUUCUACAACUUCGACCAGAACAUACAGGCUCUAUCCAGAAGUGGUGGGGAUGUCAACGGAGCUUUGGAAUGGCUGUUUUCUCAGCCACCAAGCUGA